Messenger RNA from Ahaetulla prasina, 11858 nucleotides. It is a transcript of the gene SLC6A17, whose product is annotated as solute carrier family 6 member 17. Gene Ontology annotation, biological process: alanine transport; L-leucine transport; glycine transport. The record is from RefSeq and is a predicted model, not a curated record. Gene Ontology annotation, cellular component: membrane; synaptic vesicle. Bases 672 to 2849 code for a protein of 725 amino acids. Lineage: Eukaryota; Metazoa; Chordata; Lepidosauria; Squamata; Colubridae. The transcript is spliced from 12 exons.
CUCCCCGGGUGAAGAAAGCCUCUCCGAAGCGCUCUCUCUCCUCACGACCCAGGCGCUCCGGGCUAGACAGCCACCGAGCCAACCGGAGAGGCGGAACCGGGCCGGCUGCUGUCCGCCGCCCAGCGCUAGCAGAAAGGGCUUGCGAGAACCGCACAAGCCGAGCAUUCCCAAGGGGCCAGAAGGAGGCGGGCGGGGAGCCGCCAGGAGGAGAAGAGAAAGGGUCGGGCAAACGCGGCACUGUGCGGUGCGCAGACCUGAGCAGCUGAUGCGCGCGUCAGAGCCCGGAGCCUUGACGCCACUCGCUUCCGAAGCCCCAACUCCGCUCCGUUCUUGGGCCAGUCGCUAAAGCAGGUGCUCGGCGGAGCCCCUCAGCGCCUUCUUUCCCUCCCUCGCUCCGGGCGUUUGUUUAUUUAUGUAUUAAUUUAUUUUCCUCAUCACGGAGAAGUUCGUUGUGGCAUAGGGGGCGACUGACAGGAUUUGCCGACGAGCAGCUGUCCGCAGCUGAGGGAAACAGGCGUCUGGUGCCUUCGCCUUUCCCCAGGUCUCACACAAAUGACUCAGAUCUGACGUGUUAUCCCCAAAGCCAGCACUUGCCCUUUUAAAGUUUUAUUCCACUGGGCCUUGGAAUAAAUCUGUACUUAAUCUAUAAGUGGCUACACCAGAACGUCUCAAUGCCUAAGAGCAGCAAAGUAACUCAGCGAGAACAGAGCAAUGAGCCUGUCACAGAAUCAGUGGCUGAUCUACUGGCUCUGGAGGAACCUGUGGACUACAGACACAGUGUCUUAAAUGUGGCUUCAGAAAAUUGGAACAAACAGCAGGUUGGGGAAGAAGCAGAUGAUGACAGGCCAGCAUGGAACAACAAGCUACAAUACAUUUUGGCUCAAAUAGGCUACUCUGUGGGACUGGGGAAUGUGUGGCGGUUUCCAUAUUUGUGCCAAAAGAAUGGUGGAGGUGCUUAUCUAGUCCCUUAUCUCAUCCUGCUCAUCCUUAUUGGAAUCCCUCUCUUUUUCCUGGAACUGGCCGUAGGGCAGAGAAUCCGCCGGGGCAGCAUAGGAGUGUGGAAUUACGUUUGCCCUCGAUUAGGUGGCAUUGGAUUUGCCAGCCUCUUAGUCUGCUUGUUUGUUGGACUCUAUUAUAAUGUGAUUAUUGGAUGGAGCAUCUUCUACUUUUUCAAAUCCUUCCAGUAUCCUUUACCUUGGAGUGAAUGUCCUAUUUUAAAAAAUGGCUCAGUGGCAAUCAUAGAACCGGAAUGUGACAAAAGCUCUGCAACUACUUUCUUCUGGUAUCGUGAUGCCCUGGAUAUUUCCAACUCCAUUUCAGAGAGUGGUGGACUUAACUGGAGAAUGACCUUAUGCCUGCUGAUAGCUUGGAGCAUUGUAGGUUUAGCUAUGAUCAAAGGAAUCCAAUCCUCAGGAAAGGUGAUGUAUUUCAGCUCUCUCUUUCCAUAUGUGGUGCUGAUCUGCUUCCUGGUACGGGGUUUGCUUUUGAGAGGGGCAGUAGAUGGGAUUCUACAUAUGUUCACUCCUAAGCUUGAUAAAAUGUUGGAUCUCCAAGUAUGGCGAGAAGCUGCUACUCAGGUCUUCUUUGCCCUUGGUCUAGGUUUUGGUGGAGUUAUUGCCUUUUCCAGUUACAACAAACAGGAUAAUAACUGCCACUUUGACGCAGCCCUUGUCUCCUUUAUCAAUUUCUUCACUUCCAUCUUGGCCACAUUGGUUGUUUUUGCUGUGCUGGGCUUCAAAGCCAAUGUCAUGAAUGAAAAGUGUGUGGUUGAGAAUGCUGAGAAGAUCCUGGGUUAUCUGAACACAAAUAUCUUAAGCCAUGCCCUGAUACCACCCCAAGUGAACUUCUCCCAUCUCACAGCCAAGGAUUACACUGAAAUGUAUGCUGUGAUAAAGACAGUAAAGAAGGAUCAAUUUGAGAAGCUGGGAUUGGAUCCCUGCCUGCUGGAAGACGAGCUUAAUAAGUCAGUGCAGGGAACUGGCCUCGCAUUCAUAGCUUUCACAGAAGCAAUGACCCACUUCCCAGCUUCUCCUUUCUGGUCAGUGAUGUUCUUCCUGAUGCUGAUAAACCUGGGUUUGGGGAGCAUGAUUGGGACCAUGGCUGGCAUCACUACACCCAUCAUUGACAUGUUCAAAGUACGCAAAGAAGCAUUAACAGUUGGCUGUUGCAUUUUUGCUUUCCUCGUGGGGCUGAUCUUUGUGCAACGCUCAGGCAACUAUUUCGUCACCAUGUUUGAUGAUUACUCUGCAACGCUGCCACUCACUCUUGUGGUAAUCCUGGAGAACAUUACUGUGGCUUGGAUUUAUGGAACUAAGAAAUUCAUGCAGGAAUUAACAGAAAUGCUGGGUUUCCGGCCUUCUUGCUAUUAUUUUUAUACAUGGAAGUACAUUUCACCCAUCUGUAUGGCUGGCCUGAUGACGGCCAGUAUAAUUCAACUAGCAGUCAAUCCACCAGGUUAUAGUGCCUGGAUAAGAGAGGAGGCGACAGAGAAAUUUCUCUAUUACCCCAAAUGGGCAAUGGGCAUACUUGUGUCUCUGAUCAUCUUGGCCACCCUUCCUCUGCCUGUGAUCUUUGUCCUCCGCCAAUUCCAUCUGCUGUCAGAUGGUUCUAAUGCUCUGUCAGUCACAUACAAAAAGGGGCGUAUGAUGAAGGACAUAUCCAACUUAGAAGACAAUGAUGAGACACGUUUCAUCUUGAGCAAAGUUCCUAGUGAAACCCCUUCUCCAAUGCCUGCGCAUCGCUCUUACCUGGGCCCCGGGAACACAUCCCCAAUGGAAAUGAGCAAUGUUGCCAAUGGACGCUACAGCAGUGGGUACCUCAUGGAUACCACUCCUGAAUCUGAACUGUGACCAUCAACCAGUAGCCUUCCCCUACUUCCCGGGUGAAAGAGAAGAUAGUCCUGAAGGAGGACAUCCAUUCUUUUUAAAAAAAAGCUUCCCAUCAUGCAUAGCAACCAGAGGUAGAUGAUAUCAAGUGGUAAAAGGUUGAGAAGGAAAGUUGCUUUCCUUCUGGUGCUCUCCAAAUGAAAUACCAGAAUUUUCCUCAGUGAAUAAUAGUAAUCGUAGGACAUUGCAAUAAAUCUUAUGGGCAAAAGGGAAAUUUUAGCUAAUUGGUAUUGAAAAACACAGAUAACCUGUUUCAAAAAAUCUAAGAUUGGAGGAGAGAGAUGGAAUAAGGAAACAGCCAAAACAAGAAAACAAGAAGCAGCUAGUUUCCUGACUCUCUCUCUCUCUCUUUCUCCAUCCCUUACUUUUAGUUAGGAGAAGAGGCUUUUAUCCCAUAAUUACCACUAUUCAUAGCACAAGAUUUAAAAAGCCCUAUAUGUAUUCUACCAGGACCAUAUCCAAGUUGCACAGUCUUAGUGAAGAGUUCUUACAACUCUUCACUAAGAUACAUUUUAUGUACACAGCACAUUAGAAUGCUUGUUGUUGCAUUAUGUGAGAUUGGUGAUGUUAUUGCUGAAGAUGGAUAAAAAAAACCCUGAAAGGUGUUUAUUUCAGUGAAGCUGGCCGUGGUAUGCAUGCUGCUGAGACUCACAGUGUUCCUCUAUCACAAAUUCAGGUUUGUGCCAUGUGUGUCAGUCAGAACCGGAACAUAGCUCUAUUAGUGUAUUUUUCUAGAAUUAACAAUGUCAUUCAUGACAUUAUUUACAGAACUCUAAUUAAACACUGACAUUAAAUGUUUUAUGAAAUAUAGGGCAUAGUAAGAAUUAUUCUAGUAGCAGCUCUUUUCUACAAUAGAGAUGGAGAGAAUCAGUAGCUCUCCAGGCUGUUAGAUUUCACUGGCAUCAACUAAGAAGGCUAAUGAUAAGGAAUGCAGGGAACUGCAGUGCAACAACAUCUGAAGGGCUUCAGGUUCUCUACUCCUGUUAUGUGGGCACACACUAAAUACAUGGGAGGAUCUUCCUAUAUUAUAAUUUGGGAAGGAAUGACAAGCACAUUAAAAACAUUGAUAGCACAUUUCCUUCAACAUAGCACAUGGGAAUUAUGCCCCCCCCGGCCAAGAUUAAGUGUGGUGGGAUUAUCAAACUUUCUAAACUAUGUUUUGUAUUUUAUACCUAAGAUAAUUUAAACAUUUUCUUCAAACUGUUACCUCUAACUGCAGUGAGGAAGAUAACAACAUAUUAUCAAUCAUAGUAUCAGCUAUUGAUAGAAUUGGUAAGAAGUCUAGUGGCAGAGUUCUUGCUUCCCACUUAGUCACAUUCAGUUAGUGGUUCAAACAAGCAGUGCCAAUUUUUAAAACCAGUUUUUAAAUAUUCUCCUCCUCCAAAAUUGUACAAUUUAUAUGUGAGAGUUAACUGUUAUAAGUCUUUACAAAGUUAUUCAGAUAAACCAUAUAAUUAAUGAACAUUUUAAACAACUUCCCUCUUUCCUUUUUAUUUUGUCCUUCUCUAGUUUUGAUAUUUAAAUAUUCCCCCGUUUGCAACUUGUGAACUGAAGUACCACAGUCUGAUUUUUUUAAAGUAGAAAAUAAUACAUAUAGGGAGAAAUAUGUUGCAGCUAUAAAUCAUUUUCAAAAGAUGCUUUAAGAGUUCAUUUGCAGAGAGCUGAGUGGCUAGAUCUUGAAGAGAUGUCUGUAAUGGUACAAAAGAUUUAUAGAGGCUACUUUAAAUGUGAUUACUUCUCUAUGGCCAGCUGUUUGUUAGUUUCUGAGACUAAUGCUAUACACAAUUCUCUAGGAGUAAACAAAUACAAAAAAAAGAAAAGAAAAAUCUUAUGCUUUGAACAUUAUUGAGAGCCUGAAUCUGCUGGAAUAUUAAUCACCAAUAAUACCUUUAAAGUUGUGUCUGGGCAUUAUGAGAAAUUAAAAAGGUGAUUAGUCAGUGGAUACUCCUUAUGAUAUUUUCAGAGUAUUGGUGCCUGCCACCAUCAGUUAAGGCUGAUUUUUAUCUUGCUUUGAAUAUACAACAUAUCUUAACUUUACAAAGUCUUUACUAAGUGGCAGAAUAAAGAAAUAAGGUUUGAAUUUGUGUUCGGCAUAAAUCAGAAAUUAAACAGAAGCCAAGAUCUGGUGUCCUAACUCCACCUCAUUCUAUUCAUUGGGCUUCGGGAGCACAAUGUGGCCCAACACUGAACAGUAUAUCAUAAUGCAUUAAAUGAAUGUCAGGAACCCCAAUUAUCCAGGAUGUAUUCAUUAUGCAAUAGUGGAAAACAACUAGUUUAUUCCCAUAGAGGCAAUGAAGUGUCAGUGGGGAAAUGUCAAGAUGUCAAGAAAAUGAUGAAGAAUGUCCUACUUUCCAGAGACUUAGCAUUUUUACAGUAACAUCCUUUCUAGAAUGUUUCCUGAUGAUUUGGUUUGCCUGUAUCACUGCAUUUAAGGAGGUCACCGCAUUUGUAUUUAUUUCAGCAGACAAUGGAUUCUCUUUUUGUUCUUGGGGUUCAGAUUUGACUUCAGAGUAUUUAGGUAAUCUGGAGGGUUAUGUAUAAUUAUACUUCAAUUUCUCCUUUUCCACAUACUAUAUUAUUUAAGUAAGCCUGUGAUAUAUUACAAUCUGAAUAGACAAUGGAAGUAGCUAAGUUCAUAUUUCAGUCUGUUUCUGGUCUUUUUUUAGUUCAGUCAUAAAGUAUCACAUUAUUGUACUAGUUAUUUUAUCUGAGUCCUACAAAAGCACCAAUUUUGCAAAAAGAAAAAGAAAAGAAGCCAUUUUCUAUGAUAGUUCUACAUGUUUCCUAGUCAGGAAUAAAUCUUUAGAAUAUUAGUCAAUAUAAUUCCACUAGAAUCAGUUACAUUAAAUGAUGGCUAUUGGAAAUCUGGUCCAGCUGCUACAGAUGACAGGAUUAUAGAAUUAGGAUAGAGUUCAUAAAUAAGAAAGCUUGCCUUUGAGAUAAGGAGAGUGUCAAGUCUGAUCAAUGCUCAGUAUCGGUCAUUCUGGCUAGGGCUGAUGGGAAUUGGAGUUCACAAAUAUCCUGAAGAUCCUUUUUAAAAAAAAAUAUAGGAAACCUAGUACCUCAGCACCAGCAGUAAUGUGCUAUGAAGUCUCUUUUCAUGCAGGUCAUGCGUUGGUCCCAAGCAAAUAGCUUAUUCUGUCAAUGGGUUUUUUCUAAUGGUUAAUCUUCCUUUUACUUUUUUUAAAUCAACCUGUUCAUUUAGAUCCUAUAUAUAGAAGGCAUAUUAGUGCAUCAUUUGUAUGACAACCCUUGAAAUAUCUGAAGUUGUAGUAAUCUCUUGAUCAUUUGUUUAGGUAAGCCACUUGCUCAAAGAAGCAAAUGGGUACCAGUGUAUGGCACUGUUUUUCAAUUUCCACUACAAGGUUGGCUAAUGUACUCCAACUUCCCUUCAUUCUUUUCUCCAGUCAUUUAUGCAGAUAUAUUACAACAAGCUAAGAAUAUGAAUCAAAUAGUAUGCAGAAGCACUUGCAAUCAUUUUUAAGACUAUAGGAAUACUUUUCACUCCACCCACGGGAGUUAAAUACUCAUUCAGAUAUUACCUUGUUAACAUUUCCCUAUAUAGUUCUAUAUUCCAAAACAUGAAAAUUCGAAAGAAGACAACUUUCAAAGCAGUUAAUGAUCAGGAGGAUAAGAAUUAUGGUAGUUUCUGUUUUUAACUAUCAUAGACCCUGAAUUGGUAAUUAUGACAGUUGUACAAUGAAUGUUAAAAAGGCUAUUUCAGCCCUAACUAAUUUUUACACAUGACUAUCUGCUAUAGAGUUUUGCAUACUUUGAAAAAGAUUUGAAAGAAGUGCCCAGAAAGUAGAAGCUUCUAUGCUAUUUCUUAAAACAGCCCUAACUUUUUAAGGCUCCUAUAUAAGUUUAAAGAGGGAUGUAGUGGCUAAGACUGAGCUUGUCAAUUGAAAGGUUGGCAGUUCAGCGGUUCGAAUCCCUAGUGCCGCGUAACGGGGUGAGCUCCCGUUACUUGUCUCAGCUUCUGCCAACCUAGCAGUUCAAAAGCAUGUAAAAAAUGCGAGUAGAAAAAUAGGAACCACCUUUGACGGGAAGGGAACAGUGUUCUGUGCGCCUUUGGCAUUUAAUCAUGCUGGCCACAUGACCACGGAGACAUCUUUGGACAGCACUGGAUCUUCGUCUUUGAAACGGAGAUUAGCACCGUCCCCCAGAGUCAGGAACGACUAGCACAUAUGUGCAAGGGGAACCUUUACCUUUAUUAUGUAAGUUUAAAGAGCAGCAUCUUUCUCCAAGUUCGCACAGAGAGCUGGACUGCUUUAACAAAUAAUAGUACUAUACUUGUCUGAUUUAGAGCACUUGCAUCCAAUCUUUUUCAAAGCAUGUGACGGUUCUAUAGACACUACAAACAAGUCUUAUAUAGAUCAGUGAAGUUUAUUUUCAGGCUACAAAAGAAAAGUCACAGUUGACUUCAGGGUAAUUAAGAUAGAGUAAUUGUCACUGCUGGAGUCAAUUAAUUAGAAGCAAUGCUGCAGUUAAAGAGGGUUCACAGAGUGAACUUUCUCCUAGAAAUAUCUUUUGUGGUGACUACUGUUUUAGAAAUUAACAAUAUUAGUUGGUUAAGAUGUGAAAGACAAUCAGGGUGAGCUUGUAGUUUUCAUUAAGCCUUCUUACUUUUUCUUCAUUAUACUACAGACACUGACAGUUCUAGGACAAAGGUUCUUUUCAGAAUAGUGUUAUAAUUAUUGGUUUCAGCAGAUUUUUGUUUCCUGUUCUUCCUUCUGAAUUCUCUGUAUAUCUUUGACAGGGAUCAUGUGAGCUUGUGUUAUGAGCAAUUAAGUGGACUGUUUUCUUUUUUUAUAAAGAGAUUGUAAACAUUACAUUUUAAGAUGGGGAUACUUGAUUUUUUUAUGAGUCAUGAAAAAAAGAAUCAAUCAAGAAGGGAUAAAAAAAAUCUUUGCUAGAAGGUUCCAUUUCUAUCUUUUUUAUUUAUUUUUUGAUAUUUUUCCCCCUGUGGCCUCCAUUAAUGGGAAAAAAAUAUUGGCCAGCCUCUGUUGUCUAGAGAUCAUGCAAAAUGUGAAAAGCAAUCAUUGAAAAAGCUAAUUGUUGAAUACAGAGUUUCCCUUUCCUGUCCAUAUUGUUCUCUUGAGGACUUCUUCUUUUGCAUGGAAGGAAGUUGUCAGAGAUUCCCAAAAUUCUUGAUUUGCUCUGUGCACCUUGGGACAUGUCUGAAGUGCCAUUGGGCUGACAAGAGCUAAUUUCACGUAAUGCCCCUCUACUGGCUUCUCAAGAAGCCUGUCUAGGGAAAGUGUUUCCACAAUGGAUCCACAGCAUUUACUUCCUUCCUUUUUUGUGGUGUAUGAUCAGUGGCAGUGGGAAGAUGAAGAAACCUAUAUUGGUUGUUUGUACAUAAAAUAUAUAUAUAAAGAGAGAAGACAAUAAUCUAUAGAUUCUAUUUCUAUUGUAUAUUUAUUCUGUAAAUGUUGGUGUAAAUUCUGUUAAAUGAGAAACAUAUUCCAAAGUGAUCAGUGAAAUAUUUUCAUUCUCAGUGCUGUACAGAUAUAUUUUAUUGUACAUUUGAUAUAUUUAUAAUUUUUUAGUGUCUGAUUAGUGACCACAUCCUGCUGAGCUGCCCAUGGGGUGGGAGGGAGGGGGUGGAGCACAAAAGGGCACUCCUGUCAUUAUUUCUGUGAAAAUCUGUAACAGUAUUUCAUUGUGGCAUUUUGCUAAGCAGCAACUGGGGUGUGAUGGGAAUAAGUGUUAGACGCCUUGAGCAAUUGAUCCAUCGAGUCUCUCUGUGUUAAGACUCAUAUCUGCUGUUGUGCUUAUCUUUGUUCUACUAGAGUUAGUUUUCUUCCUAUAAUAUAAUCUGUUUCAAGGCCAUUCUGUUGCUUUUGUAUGGAUAUUCUAUGUCUGUGGAUUUGGACCAAGGUAAAUGUCUGGCUUAUUCUGACAGGAUUACUGAAGCGCUGCGUUAAUUUGUGACCUGUGUUCAGCUAUAUUGCCAAUAGAAUGAGCCCAAAAUAUGGUCAUGUACUGUAUGCUGCUAAACUAAAACAUAGAAAAGGAUAAUGGCGGAGGGGAUAUCAUCUUCUGUCAAUGUAGAAUAAUGUAGGGCCUGUUGCUUAACAGAUGUAGGAUCAUAUAUGCCCAAUCUUUGUAAAACAAAUAGCAAAUAGAAGUUAAUGAAUAUGCUAUAUUCCUGCUCACUUGAUGGAAUGAGCCUUUCCAGCUUGGUGCCUUCUGGAUUUAUCAGAGUUAAAUUGCUGUUAUCUCAAGCAACAUUACACUAACCAACCUCAAAGCUGGCAAUUAUGGAAAGUGAGAUUUAACUCAAAUAGAAGGCUCCAGGUAGGAAAGGCAGACUAUUUUCUUCCAUUCAUCACUGGGCUACCCCUUAGCUAAACCUUAUCUAGCCACUUGGGAUAGGCAAAAAAAACCUACAGCUUUUGUAAAUACAAGUAUCUAGAAGAGAAUCGCUACCUGUAACCUAUCUGGAACAUGUCUGAUAAUAUUCAUGUUUCUUACUAAGAAUAAGCCCAGCAAUCUAAGAAAAUGCUUUUAAUGCUAAUACUCCUACUGAUUUUAUGUGCUUCCAGAAGUAGGAGACCAUGAGAAGAUUGAAAUGGCAGGCAACUUCAUAUAGAUUCUCCGUAAGAUUCCAGGAAUGAAGCAAUGUCUUUGCAAUUUAAAAGUCUUGUCUGAAACAAUCUGCUAUACAGUACAUUUCCUAUAUCUUGGUCCAAAAUCAAAAUAUUAAAUUUCUUGGAGCCAACCGUAUAACUAUUGUCUUGGAAACAAGUUGUGGCCUCUAAAUUUUGGGGGCUUCCACUUUGAUCAGCCUUUCCAGCAUUGGAAUGAUGUAGUUCUCUUAUCAAAAAUACCUGAUGGGCAACAUGCGGAUAUUGUAAACCACCCAAAAAGUGCCCUAAAGCAGGGCUCUCCAACCUUGGCAACUUUAAACCUGGUGGACUUCAACUCCCAGAAUUCUGGGAGUUGAAGUCCAUCAGGCUUAAAGUUGCCAAGGUUGGAGACCCCUGCCCUAAAGUACUAUGGGGCGGUAUAUAAGUCUAAGUGCUAUUGCUAUCUGAAAGCAUGAGUUGCCUGAACCAUAUUCAUGCUUAAGGUCCAAAUGGAUCCUCUAACUAUUCGUGGCUCACCUAUGACAUCAUAAACUGAGCCCAACUUUCUGCCAUCAUGAGUUGAUCCUUCUAGUCAGUGAGUCAAUGUUCCCAAGAUAUACCUCAUUCUAGGUUCUAAAAAAGACUUAUAAAGCAAACAACGAAUGAGGAUGUGAUGAAUCCCAGUGGGAUGAUAUGUGGUUAGAUUAUUAUGAGGUGAAAUGGAAUUAUUAUGAUAGAAGUACAGUAAGGAGGGGGUGGCAAUAUUAUCUGUCUGAUUCUAUGCAAAGAUAGGCACGCUUAGUUACUAUAUAUGGCCAUGGGAUGGCAGCAUAGAAACUUUUUUUUGCCAUCUAUAAGUCGUCUAAAUUUUGUUGCUCACAUACGGUAAUCCUAAACGUGCGUCAGAUUAUUCUGUAAAACAAAAACAUAGUGGGAUUAUUUUAUAGUAAAGUCAGCAACAUUGAACACCAAUGGCAGCCUCCUGAAAUUAACUCAGCCUUCCUUCUGAUAGUACCGUUUAGAUCAGGGCUCUCCAACCUUAGUAACUUUAAGACUUGUGAACUUCAACUCUGGGAGUUGAAGUUCACAAGCCUCCCUCAACUCUGGGAAUUGAAGUUCACAAGCCUUACUAAGGUUGGACAGCCUUGGUUUAGAUGAGAUGUGAUUGCAGCUUCUAGAAUUUGUAAGCCAUCACACCAAAAGCUGAGUUACUUCAAGAUGGUUAGUAUUUUCAGACCCAAAUGUUACAAGUCUGAAAUUUCAACCUCAGAACUGAGGCUGGUGCUUAUCAGUUCUACAGUAAUUCUAUUCUGGAUGUUUUUUUUUAACCAGCUGAUCAUUUGUGCUUUGCCUCAAUGUUCUAAUAUUCCAGUCAGUCUCAUUGACUGUAAUUUUGAAAUUAAGCACUGCUUUCAGAUUACUGAAACGUUCUGCAGUUUUUACAAAACAUCUAGCAAGAAAAAAAAGCAGCAGGAAGUUCAAUAGUGAACCUACACUCUUAAUGCAUAAUCUUCCCACACACCUCAGGUGGCUUUAAGAAGAAUAUGUUUAAUCUGUCAAAUUUUACUAGGUAUUCUUUUUAUAGUAUUUAAUGUAAGGCUUUUUAAAGUCCUACUGGGUCCUAUAGGCAGCUACAAAUGGUGCCUACCAUAAACGUGUAGUAAUACUUAUUUAACUCUCUAUGGUAUGAUUUCUUGGCUCCCACCAAGGAAUUUACAUCAACCUACUAUAGUCCAUAGCCCUGUGUCAUAGAGUAUAUAGACGAUAUCAUAAGAGUAUAUUAGUAAUAGAGAAUUAACGGGAAAACCCUUUUUUUAAAAAAGGAAGUCUCACAUAUGUCAUCUUCAUUUACAAUCAGAAAACUGCAAUAUUAUUGAAACUGCUGUCAGAAUAAACUUUGAUUGCCUGAAUCUAUUGAUGUUAUUCAAAACAUCUUUGGGACAGAACAAAUAUACAUUGAUUUUACAGUAAUCCAGAAAGAUGGAGAAUAAUUAAAUGCUAUAUUAGUCUAUCUCAUGGAAAAAGAGUCAGGAUGAAGGUAGUGUAGAUUUAAGUUUAUAUUGCAGCACUGGAUCAAUUGGCUCCCAGACUUGCAUCUUGAAUCCAUGCUGAAAAGCCUGUACAUGAAAUGAGGAUGGUGAACUUGAGGAAGGAGGCUGCUGGAUUUUCUGAAUUGCCUGCAUAGAAAAAAAAAACUAGAAAACAUAUGGCUCAUGAAACUGGAUGGGGGUGGGAGUGAGUGGGAAGCACAAUUUGUAGUGACUUAUCUCAUAUACACCAUAGUCAGUGUAACUACUAUCCCAAGCACCCUGUGUCAGCAGGAAAAUUCUGUUGUAUGGGAGAAAUACUGUAACAACCCAUAGCAGCCUGCAAUUAAAAGAGUUUCUUCUUUACCUUG